AUGGAGCAGGAUCCCAAGCCGCCCCGUCUGCGGCUCUGGGCCCUGCUCCCCUGGCUGCCCAGGAAGCAGCGGCCCAGAAUCAGCCAGACCUCUCUGCCUGCUCCUGGCCCUGGCUCUGGCCCCCAGCAGGACUUGGAUGAGGGUGUCCUCAAGGAGAUCGCCAUCACGCACCAUGUCAAGGCUGGCUCAGAGAAGGCUGAUCCAUCCCAUUUUGAGCUCCUCAAGGUUCUGGGCCAGGGAUCCUUUGGCAAAGUCUUCCUUGUGCGGAAGGUCACCCGGCCUGACAGUGGGCACCUGUAUGCCAUGAAGGUGCUGAAGAAGGCCACACUGAAAGUGCGUGACCGUGUUCGGACCAAGAUGGAGAGAGACAUCCUGGCUGAUGUAAACCACCCAUUUGUGGUGAAGCUGCACUACGCUUUCCAGACUGAGGGCAAGCUCUAUCUCAUUCUGGAUUUCCUGCGUGGCGGGGACCUCUUCACACGGCUCUCAAAAGAGGUUAUGUUCACGGAGGAAGAUGUGAAAUUUUACCUGGCCGAGCUGGCUUUGGGCCUGGACCACCUGCACAGCCUGGGCAUCAUUUACAGAGACCUCAAGCCUGAGAACAUCCUUCUGGAUGAGGAGGGCCACAUCAAACUCACUGACUUUGGCUUGAGCAAGGAAGCCAUUGACCAUGAGAAGAAGGCCUACUCCUUCUGCGGAACGGUGGAAUACAUGGCGCCCGAGGUCGUCAACCGCCAGGGCCACACCCACAGUGCAGAUUGGUGGUCCUAUGGGGUGUUGAUGUUUGAGAUGCUGACGGGCUCCCUGCCCUUCCAGGGGAAGGACCGGAAGGAGACCAUGACACUGAUCCUGAAGGCAAAGCUGGGCAUGCCCCAGUUUCUGAGCACGGAAGCCCAGAGCCUCCUGCGGGCCCUGUUCAAGCGGAAUCCUGCCAACCGGCUCGGCUCCGGCCCUGAUGGGGCAGAGGAAAUCAAGCGACAUGUCUUCUACUCCACCAUCGACUGGAAUAAGCUGUACCGUCGAGAGAUUAAGCCACCCUUCAAGCCAGCGGUGGCUCAGCCUGAUGACACCUUCUACUUUGAUACUGAGUUCACAUCUCGCACACCCAAGGAUUCCCCAGGCGUCCCCCCCAGUGCUGGUGCCCACCAGCUAUUCCGAGGCUUCAGCUUUGUGGCCACUGGGCUGAUGGAGGACGAUGGCAAGCCUCGGGCCAUGCAGGCACCACUGCACUCAGUGGUACAGCAACUCCAUGGGAAGAACCUGGUUUUUAGUGACGGCUACGUGGUAAAGGAGACAAUUGGCGUGGGCUCCUACUCUGUGUGCAAGCGUUGUGUCCACAAGGCCACCAACACGGAGUAUGCUGUUAAGGUCAUCGACAAGAGCAAGCGGGAUCCCUCUGAAGAGAUAGAAAUUCUUCUGCGGUACGGACAGCACCCCAACAUCAUCACCCUGAAAGAUGUAUAUGAUGAUGGCAAACACGUGUACCUGGUGACAGAGCUGAUGCGGGGUGGGGAGCUGCUGGACAAGAUCCUGCGGCAGAAGUUCUUCUCAGAGCGUGAGGCCAGCUUCGUCCUGUACACCAUCAGCAAGACUGUGGAAUAUCUGCACUCACAGGGGGUUGUACACAGGGACCUCAAGCCCAGCAACAUCCUCUAUGUGGACGAGUCUGGGAACCCGGAGUGCCUGCGCAUCUGCGACUUUGGUUUUGCCAAGCAGCUGCGGGCUGAGAAUGGGCUCCUCAUGACACCUUGCUACACAGCCAACUUCGUGGCACCUGAGGUGCUGAAGCGCCAGGGCUACGAUGAAGGCUGUGAUGUCUGGAGCCUGGGCGUUCUGCUGUACACCAUGCUGGCGGGAUACACUCCAUUUGCCAAUGGGCCCAGUGAUACACCAGAGGAAAUCCUGACCCGGAUCGGCAGUGGGAAGUUUACUCUCAGUGGGGGAAAUUGGAACACAGUUUCAGAGACAGCCAAGGACCUGGUGUCCAAGAUGCUGCAUGUGGACCCCCACCAGCGCCUCACAGCUAAGCAGGUCCUGCAGCACCCAUGGAUCACCCAGAAAGACAAGCUGCCCCAGAGCCAGCUUUCCCACCAGGACCUGCAGCUUGUGAAGGGAGCCAUGGCAGCCACGUACUCUGCACUCAACAGCUCCAAGCCCGCCCCCCAGCUGAAGCCCAUCGAGUCAUCUAUCCUGGCCCAGCGGCGGGUGAGGAAGCUGCCGUCCACCACCCUGUGAGAGGCAGGGCAUCCAGGCCGCAGGGCGGUGCUAGCUGGAUAGAGACAGCAGUCUUCCCAGAGGGAGCAGGCCUGAGUCACAGGGCCAGGGAGAGCUGGAGCCCUGAGGGGCCUGGGAAGCAGCCAGCCCUGACCACCCCCAGUGAGGGUGUGAGAAGUGCCUUCUCCUUCCCCACGAUGGACUCUUCUCGGCUCAGGCUCUGCUGGUUGAAUUCAAUUCACUGUACAAACUCUUAACUUUUUGUAAAGAAGAAAAUGGCAUCAACCACCAUGGAUUUUUACAAGAUCCAUUUGCCUUUCUGGGAGCAGACAUAGCCUGUGCUGCCCCAGCAGGGACACUGAGUCACACAGGCUCUCUGAGGCUGGGACUCCUUAGAGCAGCUUUGGGGUCUUACCCUGGGAACCUCCAUGGUUGGCCAUCUGUAGCCAUCUGCACACGCCUCUAAAGCAGUCCAGUGUCACCUCUCAGAGCCAUUGGCCAUUCAGCAGAACUCACUCUAUCCCCAGCCAGCUCCUUUUCCGUUCUGUUCUGCUGGGGGUGUCUAGAACCACUUCCUGCUAGAGGAGAGGACCAACGCCCUGCCGGCUCCCAGCUCCAGGCACCAGCAUCCUCAUCGGCCCCGCCAGUGGGUCCUCUGCAGUCAGGCUGGGCAGCCCCAGGGAGAGGCUAUGGAGAGCACUUUUUGGCCGCCUUCUGUUGGGGUCUGCCACAGGACAGAGUUCACAGGAGACCAGGGGGCAGGCCAUGAGGAGCAGGGGCUUUUUCAUUUCUUUCUCAGCUGGUAACUCAGGGUUCA
Messenger RNA from Cynocephalus volans (Philippine flying lemur), 3031 nucleotides. RefSeq names its product ribosomal protein S6 kinase A1 (gene RPS6KA1). The transcript has 21 exons. The coding region runs from base 1 to 2235 and encodes 744 amino acids. Gene Ontology annotation, molecular function: magnesium ion binding; ATP binding; protein serine/threonine kinase activity. Gene Ontology annotation, biological process: intracellular signal transduction; positive regulation of DNA-templated transcription; peptidyl-serine phosphorylation. The record is from RefSeq and is a predicted model, not a curated record. NCBI's taxonomy places the organism in Eukaryota, Metazoa, Chordata, Mammalia, Dermoptera, Cynocephalidae.